Messenger RNA from Glycine soja, 716 nucleotides. RefSeq lists its product as uncharacterized. The transcript has a single exon. The record is from RefSeq and is a predicted model, not a curated record. NCBI's taxonomy places the organism in Eukaryota, Viridiplantae, Streptophyta, Magnoliopsida, Fabales, Fabaceae. The coding region runs from base 6 to 584 and encodes 192 amino acids.
GAAUCAUGACUCUUAAAUCACCCACAGCAAUUUGGGAUUAUCUGAAAGAGGAAUACGCUAGAGAUGAUAGAAUACGAAGCAUGCAAGUGCUGAAUUUAAGGAGGGAAUUUGAGCUUCAAAGGAUGGAAGAGUCAGAGACAAUCAAAGAAUACUCAAACAAAUUGUUGGGUAUUGCCAACAAGAUAAAGUUGUUGGGAAGUGAUUUUGCUGAUUCGAGAAUUGUAGAGAAAAUUUUGGUAACGGUGCCGGAGAGGUAUGAAGCAUCUAUAGCUUCAUUGGAGAACACAAAGGAUCUGUCGAAAAUCACAUUGGCAGAAGUGCUACAUGCCAUGCAAGCUCAAGAGCAGCGAAGGUUGAUGAGGAAGGAUCGUGUUGUCGAAGGUGCUUUGCCCGCCAAACAUCAUGAAGUUGAUGAAAGCAAAAAGGAUUUUUUCAAGAAGAAUAAACCAGCAAGCAGCGAAAAUAGUGCAAACAACCAAGGUAAGGAUAAAAAGAAAAAUUAUCCACCUUGUCAGCAUUGUGGCAAAAAAGGUCAUGCACCUUUCAGAUGUUGGAGGAGACCAGAUGCAAAAUGUAACAAGUGAAACCAGAUAGGGCAUGAAGCGGUGAUCUGCGCCAACAAAAAUCACCAUGAUGAGGGAGCUCAGAUUGCUAAUCAAGAAGAGGAGGACCAACUGUUUGUGGCCACAUGCUUCUUGAGUAGUGAAUCAAGUGAA